GCUCAAUUAAAAGAUUUAAAGGAUGAAAAUAAUAAUCUUAUUAAAGAAACAAAAAAAUAUCAAAAUCGUAUUAAUGAAGAAUCUGGUGUAGCAGAGUUAUUACAAGAAGAGGCAUUACUUUUAAAAAAAAUCGUUAAUGACAGAGAUAGUGAAAUUAGAGAACUAAAUAAAGUUAUUAAUACUCAUUUAGAAUCAAUUUCAAAUUUAAAACAAGAUAUUCAAAAAGGUUUAGAUCAAAUUGAAUUAGUACAAGAUUUAAAAAAUAUAUUACAAAUCUCUGAAAGAGAACUAAAGCACGAGUUAGCAGGUGUUAAAGAUACUUUAUUGGCAGAAUCUGAAAGUCACCUACAAGUUAAAGGAGUAUUAAAAGAGACUCAAGAAGCAUUACAAAGUGAAAUCAAACAACACAAGGAAAAUGUAGAAAGAUUAGAAGGAGAUAUCAAAACAAACCAAGAGCAAAUCGAAGAUUUAAAGUCCCAAAUUGAAGCAGCUACAAAUCAACAACAAAAGUUAAUUGGUGAAAUUGAUGGUUUACAAAAUAAUAUUAAUCAACUUAAUGCUCAAUUAAAUCAGUUAACUUCAGAAAAGGAAAAAUUACAAUUGGAGUUAAAUUCAGAAAAACAAAAAUAUGAAAAUUUAGAAGUAUUACACAAAGAGUUAACUGAAAAGAAUCAAGAGCUUGUCAACACUAUCGAAAAAGAAUUAGAAAUCAAAUUAGCUUUAGAAGACCAACUAAAACAAUUAACUGAAAACCAUCAAUCAUUAAAUGAAACUCUUGAAAAAGAAAAACAACUAACCAAACAAUUACAACAUGAAAAAGAAACAAUAGAUCAAUUAGUUUUACAAUUAAAUACAGACAAGCAAGAUCUUUUAAAUCAACAACAAUCACUUGAAAAUAACAAUAAAUCAUUAGAAUCCCAAAUAGAAGAGUCAAAAGUACAAUACCAACAACUACAACAAGAAAAAGAAACUAUUAGUAAUGAAAAAGCAAGAUUAGAACAAGAAAAAGAUACAUUAGAGUGUAAUAUCAAAACAUUAACAGAUGAGCUUGAUUCAAAGGUAUCAUUUAUCGACGAGUUAAUUCAAGUAAAGAACAAUUUGGAUUUAGAAAUCGAAUGUGUAAGAAAAUCGCAUAUUAAGGAAAUGGAAGAGCUUACUUUCCAAAUUCAAACCCAAAAGGCCCAAAUUGAAUCUGAUAAAUUAGAGCUAGUGGAUAAACAAAGUGAAAUUGAGCAAUUACAAAAAGAAAGAUCAACCAGUACUCAAGAGAUUCAAGAACUCACAAAUAAAAUUGAAGAUAAUCAAAAACAACUUGAAGAAAAAGAAAAAGAAAUAGAGGAAUUAGAAAAGAACCUCGAAGAAAAAGAAACAGAGUUAACCAACACCUCCAGAGCUUUACAAAAGGUUGAAUAUGAAAAAGAUGCUCUUUCACACGAGAAUGAAUCCAUCAGAGAUAUGGUAUCCCAAAGUGCAAUCAAAGGUUUAGAUGAAUUAAUUAACUCUCAAAAAGAUACCUAUCAAAAAGAGGUUCAAUCAUUAAACUUUUCCAUCCUUGAAAAGAACAACGCUAUCGAAGAUAAAGAAAAAGAAAUUUCUCAACUCCAAGACAACCUUAAAGAGAUGACAGAGGAACUUGACGAGCAAAAAAAGAGAAUUGAGCUCGAAAUAAAGAAACGUGAAGAAGAACUAAACAAAUUUGAAGAAGAAAAAGAAAAAAUCAAUAGAAGACAUGUCGAGGAACAAGUUGAUAGUGAACAAGCAGCAGAAAAAGUAGUUAGUGACCUUAAAGCUAUCAUUGACAAUAUCGUAAAUGAAAAGGAUCUUAUUCAAUCAGAAGCCAAUAAUUUAGCUCAAAGAUUAUCAAACGAAAUCGAUAAGUCGAACGAUAUGGAAAAACAAGUUAAAGAUUUACAAAAAGAAAUUGAGUCAAUGCUAACCACCAGAGAUAAUUUAAUUAAAGAGCUCGAAGAAAUUCAAUCUAAAAAUACAUAUGGUGCCAAUAAAGAAACAGAAGAUCGUUUACAGCAAGAGCUUCAAGAAAUUAAACUUAAACAAAAGGAGCAAGAGGAUCGUUUCAGCGCUGAAAGACAAACAUGGGAAUCAAAUCGUUGGGAAAUCGUUGCCGAAUUAGAACAAGAAAAAACAAAAAACAAAAAGAUUCAAGAAGGUUUAAUUGAAGAGAAGAGAAGAUUAGGUGUAGUUAGUAAAACUGUUUCAAAGCUUUUAGACGAUAAUGAAAAACGUUCAUUCGAAUCAAUGACACCAGAAUCAUUUUAUGCAAUGCUUGAAGCUACCAAAAAGGAACUUGAUGAAGGUUUACAUCAUAAGAAACAAUAUUACGAUGAUGAAGAUUUAAUGGGUCAAUUAUUAAUGGAAAGAGAAGCCAGAAGACUAGCCGAAUCUCAAGUUGAACAUUUUGCAGUACUUUUAGAAAAGAGUAAAUCUGAAAUUGUCAAAUAUAAAGAAAUUAUAAACAAUGGUUCAAAUAAUUCAAGUAAAACUGGUUUCUUCUCUAAUCUUUUAAAUAAUAACAACAGCAAUAAUAACUUUAUUACAAGAACCUUUACUGGAACAAACUAUAAUAAAAAAUAA
Messenger RNA from Dictyostelium purpureum, 2592 nucleotides. RefSeq lists its product as uncharacterized. Lineage: Eukaryota; Evosea; Eumycetozoa; Dictyosteliales; Dictyosteliaceae. The annotation marks the transcript as partial. The record is from RefSeq and is a predicted model, not a curated record. The transcript has 2 exons.